AAGGAAGUUUAUAUAGCAACCACUGGAAAGAAAAUCUAGGAAUACUUUUCUCGACAAUCAAUUAGGGUUUAAAAGGGUGAAAACUAACAAUGGCAGAAACUGUCAUAUCAGCCAAAAUGCCUCCACACAUAGAUGUGACAAGAGCUCCUCUGGCUUAUGGAGAUCGAGCACUGCCAAGAUUGAACCGAGAGCUGAUAGACCUAAAUUUACUCACAAGGCAAAGAGCUGUCAGAUCAUUGUGUGACUAUUUACACGACCCAGAACACAUAGCAGAGGCUCUAAGACAAGGAAUUCCAGAAAGUCUGAAGGGCCUGUUAGAUGAUAAAGAUGUCACAGUGAGACAGAAGGCUACAGAGUGUUUAUACAUUAUAGCAGGUUAUGCAGUUGGGAGAGAAGCAUUUUUGGACCAAAACAUCAUCAUUCCAUUAUCAAAACUUUUUGCUGACAAAGAAGAUAUUGUAAGAAAAAAUGCACACAAAGCAAUGGAAAUGGUGUCAGAAACAAUGACAGGUGCUGAAGGUAUUGUGGAAGCAAAUUUAGUUCCAGUGCUUGUAGAAAAGCUAAAAACAGAACAUGAUGAAAUCAAGGAACUUAUCCUAGACACAUUGCACUUCUGUAUGCGUGUGGACACUGCACAUGCUUUGAGGGCAGAGGCCAUGCAGGUGUUUACAAACCAUCUGCAACAUGGGACACCUGUUAUUAGGGCUAAGGCAGCUAGGGAUAUCAUGGAUCUAAGUGUUCCCCUUGAUGGCAAAAACAAGGCAGUCGAGGUUGGAUCUGUGGCUUCACUGGUUGAGCUUCUGAAAGAUUCUGAUGCUGAUGUGAGAGCCAGUGCUGCAGGUGCAAUAAUGACUAUAACCAUCACUACUAAGGGGAAAUACACAGCAUUGAACUGCAAUGCCAUUGAGCCCUUGGUCAAACUGGUUGAUGAUGAAAAUAGUGAAGUUAGAGCAAAUGCCCUCAAGGCAAUCACAUGCUUAGCUGAAGCUCCAGAAGGCAGACAGGAGCUUUUGAAUCACAUUGAUCAGAUCCGGAAGAGGACAAAUGAUGCUAUUCCUGCAGUUGUGAAACAUGCAAACAUUGCUGUAAAAGUGAUCACGUGGAAACCCUAAAGAACUACCUAUUCUUAUAUUGACAGCCUUUUUAUAGCAAGAUGAGACUUAAAGCUAAUAUUUUACAGUAAUUUUGACAGGGAAAGGAACAAUUAGGACAUUUAUUGGCAUGAAGAAGUUCUCAGACAUUUAUCAUGAGACUAUUAGCACUUCUGUAAAAUUUAUGAAAUAGAUCAUGUGAACGAUUUUCUCAGCCUGUAUAUUUGUAA
Lingula anatina is the source of this 1321-nucleotide messenger RNA. RefSeq names its product radial spoke head 14 homolog. NCBI's taxonomy places the organism in Eukaryota, Metazoa, Brachiopoda, Lingulata, Lingulida, Lingulidae. Gene Ontology annotation, molecular function: protein binding. The record is from RefSeq and is a predicted model, not a curated record.